AUGUACAGUUACUGCUUUAAAGUCACUGAUGUUUGUUUGUUUGUAAUUCACGUUUGCUUCUGUCUUGUUCUGCAGGCCAUCAGCUCUUUGAACAAGUAUCCAUUGCCGCUUCAAAACGCCAAAGAGGCCAAAAUCCUGCAGAGCUUUGGAGACGGCAUCUGUAAAAUACUGGAUCAGAAACUGCAGCGAUAUCUCAGAGAGAACGGUCCAGAUGCUCCGAUCCACUCUCUCCCUGAAGGAGCGCCCCCUGCUGGCCGACAGGACAACAACAGCCUGGAUCCAUCCAGAAAGAAGAAUGCAGCCGGGGAUCAAGGGAAAAACAAAGGAGGAGGGAGGAAGAAGAGGGAGUACAUUCCCCAGAGACGGUCUGGAGGUUACGCUGUUCUGCUCACACUGUACAGAGUGUCUCAGAUCCCAGGCAGCAAAGGCUACAUGUUUAAGAUGGAGCUCCAAGCAGAAGCUCAGCAACUCUGCGAUAAGUCCUUCACUGUGGGGCUGUCCCUGGAACAUCGCCUCUACGGUCAGUUGCGGACCCCCGUUGGCCGUGAGCUCGUCCUGGAUUACAUCAUCGAGAGAAAGAGGAUGGACGACCUGUGCGGCAGCAUCAUCGACGGGCGCUUCAGGGAACAGAAGUUCCGUCUGAAGCGCUGUGGUCUGCGUAACCCCUGCUACCUGGUGGAGGAGUGUGGGAAGGCUGCCUCUCACCUGAGUUUACCUGAGACCACGCUGCAGCAGGCCAUCAUCAACACACAGGUUGUUGAUCGCUUCUUUGUGAAGAGAGUCCAGGAUGUGAGGGAGUCGAUGGCCUACCUCACUGUCAUGACUCGAUACCUGAAUAAACUCUACCAGAACUGUACGCUGACGUGUCGCUCCAGAGAGCUGGAGGGGGAGAGAGAGGAUGAGGAGGAAGAGGAGAGAGGGACCCCCCCCUGCUCUCUUAUCUCUUUUGCAGAGUUCAACCACGGUGCAAUCAAAAACAAGUGUCAGACGGUGAAAGAAGUGUUUGCCCGGCAGCUGAUGCAGGUGAGCGGACUGUCAGGAGACAAAGCAGCUGCUAUACUGGAGCUCUACAGCACCCCACUCAGUCUUCUGACAGCCUAUGAGCGAUGUGCAGGUGAAGCUGAUAAAGAGAAGCUCCUCUCCUCCAUCAGAUAUGGGAAGCUCAAAAGGAACCUGGGUCCAGCUCUGAGCAGAACAGUUUAUCAGCUGUACUGCACUCAGGGAGCACUGACGUAGCUUAAUAUAAAAACAUAUCAUGAACAUUAUUUCACUUAUCCCUACUUUACUUGAAUUAAACACAUUUUAGGAUGGAAACGUCCUUUGUUAUGUAAAUAUUAACAUGCUGCUAAGUUCUCAUUACCGUAACAUAUUGCUACUUGUAUGAAGAAUUUCACAAACGCCCCCUGAAACUUAAAUAAAGUUUAAGAUUUUGAAUAGUA
Molecule: messenger RNA, 1439 nt
Organism: Trematomus bernacchii (emerald rockcod)
Lineage: Eukaryota; Metazoa; Chordata; Actinopteri; Perciformes; Nototheniidae
Product: crossover junction endonuclease MUS81-like
Exons: 13
Coding region: 1-1236 (411 amino acids)
Biological process (GO): resolution of meiotic recombination intermediates; mitotic intra-S DNA damage checkpoint signaling; DNA catabolic process
Cellular component (GO): nucleus; Holliday junction resolvase complex
Molecular function (GO): 3'-flap endonuclease activity; DNA binding; crossover junction DNA endonuclease activity
Source: RefSeq, a predicted model, not a curated record